This is a messenger RNA of Paramecium tetraurelia, 813 nucleotides long. RefSeq lists its product as uncharacterized. The transcript is spliced from 2 exons. The record is from RefSeq and is a predicted model, not a curated record. NCBI's taxonomy places the organism in Eukaryota, Ciliophora, Oligohymenophorea, Peniculida, Parameciidae.
AUGAAACUCGAUGAUUUUAAAAUUUGCAUACAUAAUUUAUUUUUAGGACCUAAAACCAAUGCAUGUUAUAUUUUACAAUUUAAUCUAUUUUAUGACUAUGUAUGUAAUUGUAAUUAGAAAAAAUUUAGUUUACUCUUCUAUUAAAUUUUAAUGAAUUCAAAUUCCUAAAGAGUAUCUGAAAGUGAGAUUCAAGGCCUUGCAACUGAUGUUAGAGAAUUAAGCUAAUAGAAUGAAGAAAAUGACUUUGUUGAACUGUUAAAUUUAUUACAAUAAUUCCUUAAAAAUUAAUAAUCUCUGGCAAUUUCCAGUUUUUUAACUAAAUAUAUUAGCUUUUUUAGUCAGGAUAUAUUGAAGUAACUAAAGGGAUUUACAAAUCAAGAUAUGCUAUGGAAGGGAUAUAUAGUUUUAUUCUAAUAAGAAAUCAUUGAACUUAUAGAAAAUUAAUUUAUUAAAAAUAAUAUCCCCUCUUAAUUAGUUUCAAAUUAAAUAUUUCAGUAGUAUGAGUAAUAGAUCUAAAAUAUUUAAGUUUUUAACUAAUCAUAACCAAUGCCUAGGUUUUCAAAUAUAACCCAAAAAUAUUCUGAUAUAAUUUAAUAAUAUAGGAUUGAUUAAUAUUGCGACGAUGUUGAAAUCAUUAACUGUCCAUUGUUAACCUUUAGACAAGAGGUCUAUAAAUUUUUGAAAGAAUUUAAUACCUUCUAAGAUUAUAAAAACACUUGUAAUUAAUAAAAGAUAUAACCAAUUUUUAAUGAAAUAAAUUAUAGCAAUAUUAUUUAUUACGAAGAAAUGUUAAAAAAUGGCUAGAGAGAAUGA